ACACAUUGAGAAAAUUUGAUGAGUCAAAGUGCUUAGAUGAACAGUUCCAAAAGUACACCACACCGCAGUUUAUUAACAUUGUAAUGUCGUGCUUGUCAUCAACAGUGGUUCCGCCGCGAAACGCCGCGAUUUGCUCGGCAGCCAGGCGGGGACGAAACUCCGAGCACGGCGGUAAGAGUAAGCGAAAUGCGAAACCGACGGAACAGUCAAACGCCGCUGCCGGCGCCGACGUCUCAAUUGCGAAGAAGAAUCCACCAGGCUUCGGGAGCCGGAGGAAGGAUCCAGUGUGGAAAUGCAUAGAGAACUGCGGCGCGUGCUGUAAACUCCAUAAACCCCAAAAAGACUUUCCUUCGCCCGAGGAAAUCUUCGAUGACCCUUCAGACAUUGAGUUGUAUAAAAGCAUGGUGGGUGAAGAUGGUUGGUGCAUACACUUUGAGAAGAGCACAAGAAAGUGUUCAAUAUAUGCUGAACGGCCAUAUUUUUGUCGGGCAGAGCCGGAGGUAUUCGAGACAUUGUAUGGAAUUGACAAGAAAAAGUUCAACAGGGAAGCUUGCAGUUGCUGCAUUGACACAAUCAAGGCGGUGCAUGGAACAAGUUCAGAAGAAUUGGGUCGUUUUGAUCAAGCAACAUGGGGCUCACCCCAUCGGCUUAGGCACAAAUAGUUUUGUGACUUUUUUUUUUGGGAUAUGGAAUUAGCGUCACAUUUCCAAAAAAAAAAAAUUGGGGACUAAAUAUGUAAAACGACCUAUAACUGGGGACCUUAUAUGGAAUUUACUCUACUUCGUAUGAGUAAAUUUCCAUUACACAGUAACUAAUUGUACUUCAAUUAUUAAAUUAGGUCUGAAUUU
This is a messenger RNA of Cuscuta campestris, 848 nucleotides long. The record is from the annotation of a GenBank genome assembly. NCBI's taxonomy places the organism in Eukaryota, Viridiplantae, Streptophyta, Magnoliopsida, Solanales, Convolvulaceae.